Molecule: messenger RNA, 2276 nt
Organism: Salvia hispanica
Lineage: Eukaryota; Viridiplantae; Streptophyta; Magnoliopsida; Lamiales; Lamiaceae
Source: RefSeq, a predicted model, not a curated record
AAUCUUAUGCGAUGGAAUUUUUGUAAAACCCGACAGCUUGCAGAUUCGCAGCAAAGAAAUGGAAGAAUCCGUAUUUUUGAGUUUUAAGGUAAACGCGUUCACUGCCCAAAAAUGUAUCCCUUGAUUCUCUCCGACAUUUACUGCACUUCCAGAAGAAACUACCCAACCCAGCUGUCGGUAUUUAGACAGAUCUUCCACACUAAAACAAUUCUCCUCACAUUCUCUCUCUAAACAUCCUUCUUUUCAUCUCAAAAUCACUUUGAAAAAAUAGUUACAAAAUGGAGUCUUCCGAUCAACGCCGCAAGCGGAAGCGCUUCAUCAAACCCUCACACUUGCAGUCUGUGAGAUUUCCAAUUCUGUUUAUCGGGUUUUUUAGCUUUCUUUCUCUUCUUUCUUACACUAGCCAUUCUACCUCUUCUGCCUUCCGCCCGGUUUUGGUGGUGCCGAGCUUAUCUUUGUUGUCGUCUUCUACUUCAAGAACGGUGAAAUCGGUGAGGGAAUUUGGUGGGUUUUUCUCUCCGCUGAGAAUUGAGAGUAGGGUACUGUUUCCGGAUCAUGUUUUGUUGAUGGUGGCUGGCGGUGGGGGAGAUGGGUCGGUGAAAAGGAGCGGUCUUGAUAAGUUGGAGUGUGUUUACUACGGUAAGAAUGAUGGGUUUGUGAAGAAGAAGAAGAAGAAGGUUUUGUCUGUUGAUGAAUUUGAUGGGUUUAGGUCGAUUGUGAGGUGCCCAAUUGGGCCUCGGGAUUGCUCUGAGGCUGUGCAUUUGAAGAGGGUUGGUAAAAAUGGGAUCUUGAGAGAGAGGGAUAGGAAUCAGACGGUGAAAUCAUGGGACAAUGUGGCGUAUGCGGCUAUGAGAGAUGGGGAAACUGCUGUUGUGUUUGUGAAGGGGUUGAAUCUGAGGCGGGAUAGAGAGUCCAAUCCCAGUCAGUUUAGCUGUCAUUUUGGGUUAGGGAAGCUUGAUGGUCGGAGUGGCCGUUUCUCCCUCGUGGAGAGGGCGAUCACGGCGGCUCAGGAGGUGGUGAGGUGCCCCUUGCCGGAGAGGGUGAUUGCAGGUCUUGAUAAGGGUCUUGGGGUUCGAGUCACUGUUGGAUUGAGGCCACCACGGCCUCGUGGUGGAGGCCGUGAGCGCAUGCUUAUGCCGUCCGUGGCCAAGAUUUUCGAUAAUGGGAGUGGGAGGAGGAUGAGGAAGGAGGGGAAAUUUGAGCUAUGUGUUUGUACCAUGGUGUGGAAUCAAGCCUCUGCAAUUCGUGAGUGGAUCAAGUAUCAUUCUUGGUUAGGAGUCGAAAGAUGGUUCAUUUAUGACAACAAUAGUGAUGAUGGGAUUGAUAAGGUUGUUCAAGAACUUGAUCAUGAGAAUUACAAUGUGACUAGGCAUGUAUGGCCAUGGAUCAAGACUCAAGAAGCAGGGUUCUCACAUUGUGCUUUGAAAGCAAGGGAUGAAUGCAGUUGGGUUUCAUUUAUGGAUGUGGAUGAGUAUUACUAUUUCCCAUAUUCGAAUUCCGGGCAGGAUAGGUUCAGGACAUUAGGGUUUGCGCCUCAGGGCUCACUACGUGCAUUGGUGGCGAACCUCUCGUCUUCCUCAAGCAGCAUUGGGGAGAUCAGAACAUCUUGCCAUAGCUUUGGCCCAUCGGGGCUGAAAUCGCCCCCCUCACAGGGAGUCACCAUAGGGUAUACCUGUCGGGUGCAGAGUCCCGAGAGGCAUAAGUCAAUUAUCAGGCCAGACGCGCUAGAUGCCACCUUGCUUAAUGUGGUGCACCAUUUCCACCUGAAGGAGGGGUUUACUUACCUCAAUCUGCCCCAAAGUAGUGCUGUGAUCAAUCACUAUAAGUACCAAGUAUGGGAGGUUUUUCGGGCGAAGUUUUACAGGAGAGUUGCGACUUACGUUGCUGACUGGCAGCAGAACCAGAACGAGGGCUCUAGGGAUCGAGCUCCUGGGUUGGGGACAGAGGCAAUUGAGCCGCCUGAUUGGCCGCAGAGGUUCUGUGAAGUGUGGGAUACAGGAUUGAGGGACUUUGUUAUGGCCAAUUUGGCUGAUGUCUCGACUGGUUUGCUGCCAUGGCAGAUCCAUUCUGCUUCAACUGUUUGAGGCUCGUUGUAAAGGAGAAAAUCACACGAUACUCGAUUCUUUGAUUGGUUCUUUCACAAUUUGUAUCUCAUUUUUUGGUUCUUUGUAGGCUUUAGAUUUUGUUACAGGAAAAGUUUAUAUAGUUUUGGUUACUCCUGUGAGAUGUAACUUUAUUUGAUUGAUCACUGAGAUAUAUGAAUUCCUUCAUUUUGA